UGCUGCUGUGUACAGCGUUCGUAUUUGUGUUGUGCGGUGUACCUGUCGUCAUCUUCCCUGAUUUUCGACUCAACGUCCCUCUCCGGGAAACGAUCAAUUGUUCCGCAGCUUCAUCCGCGCUGCUGCAGCGCUGCAAGAGAGCCAGGCGUUGCUGAUCGACGCGAGCUGUGAAGCACCCCGGGGACGACCAUGAGCCAGGCCGAGUCAGGCGGCGACAGCCAAUGUCUGGAAGCCUUUGUGGUAGCGCUCGACCUUACUUGUGACGGAGAGAAGUGGUAUGCGUCGACACAGCAACUCCAGCUCGCGUCCCUCGACCUGUGCAAGGCUUGCCGGGGGGUGCCUACGUUGGCGUUGAGCGUGGAACGCAGCACGCCCGAAUACCUGUGGGCGGAGGCCGCCCGGGGACCUCGAGGCCGCCUCACCGGGGAGAAGAAGCCGCCUGCGGCGCGGACACGGACACGCGUGCCGCCGUUCGGACCGCGUCGCGUGAUGUGGAAGCUGCGGGCCCGUGAGCUGGGGCUCGCCCGGAAAGAGCUCUGGGCGAACGUGCAGUGCUUGCUGUUCACUGGAUACCACAACGACUGGGUCUGCGACGGCUUCUCGUGGCCGACCGGCCUCAAGAGGCUCGAUCUGGGCUACAGGUUAUUUUCCAUCGAGCAAGUGUCUUGGCCUGCGACGCUGGAGCGCCUGAGUGUUGGGCCGCACUUUAACCAAUCCAUCCAGAACGUCGUGUGGCCAGAGUCUUUGCAAGAAAUUUGUUUUGGUGCUGGAUUCUGGCAUAGAUUCGACGGGGCAAAAUGGCCCGCCUCUAUGCGGCGGGUAUUCCUCACCGGUUACCAUCCGAUGCCGGUCUGGCCCGGCGUGCAGAUCAGAGCGGAACAGCUACACAGUAAGGCUUUUCUCUCGGGCGGUCCAUGA
Messenger RNA from Ectocarpus siliculosus, 918 nucleotides. The record is from the annotation of a GenBank genome assembly. NCBI's taxonomy places the organism in Eukaryota, Phaeophyceae, Ectocarpales, Ectocarpaceae.